This is a messenger RNA of Capsicum annuum, 2482 nucleotides long. Its product is annotated as probable leucine-rich repeat receptor-like protein kinase At1g68400. The record is from RefSeq and is a predicted model, not a curated record. The transcript has 2 exons. Gene Ontology annotation, biological process: protein phosphorylation. Gene Ontology annotation, molecular function: protein kinase activity; protein binding; ATP binding. Lineage: Eukaryota; Viridiplantae; Streptophyta; Magnoliopsida; Solanales; Solanaceae. Bases 114 to 2123 code for a protein of 669 amino acids.
UAAUUGCCCCACAAAUGUAACAUUAUUUUCACAUUAAUUACACUCUCAACCUCCUCAUUACCACCUUCCAUUCUUCCCUAUUACUCCCUCUCCAUUCUCCUUCCUCUUCAACAAUGGCUACUGUACUCCAUUAUUACACACUUCUCUCAUUCUUCUUCUUCCUCUUCACUCUUCUAGAAUCUUCCUCACACCCAGACACACCACCAUUACUUGCAUUCAAAUCAUCAACUGAUGUAACAAACUCACUCGACAACUGGAACUCAUCGACCACUCCGUGUACCUGGACCGGCAUUUCAUGUCUCAACAACCGCGUCUCCCGUGUAGUACUCGAAGGGUUUCAACUCAACGGCUCGCUCCAAAACCUUACAAUCUUGAAGGAACUGCGUGUUUUGAGCCUGAAGUAUAACCAUUUUUCCGGUUCACUUCCGAAUUUCUCGAAUCUCUCUGCAUUGAAGCUGCUGUUUCUGAGCCAUAACGAGUUUUCCGGGAAGUUUCCCGAGUCUGUAACGAAGCUUAACAAGCUUUACAGGCUUGAUUUAUCGCAUAAUAGAUUUUCUGGUGAGAUUCCAGUUGAGCUGGUAAAUAGGUUAACUCACUUGUUGACUCUGAGACUCGAGGAAAAUGCGUUUUCCGGUGAGAUAUCUGGAGUUAAUUUAGUUAAUUUACAGGAGUUUAAUGCUUCUGGGAACAGAUUGGUUGGUGCGAUUCCGUUUUCUCUUUCUAGGUUUCCGGUAUCUGCAUUUGGGAAGAACGGGGAUCUUUGUGGUUCUCCGUUGCCGAAAUGCACGAUGACCGAUGUAAAUUCGUCGUCAGGAGGAGCAAUGGCUUCUCCGUUGAGUCCAGCGACGACGAUAGCUUCAUCUCCGAGCUCUUUGCCGGUGAACACACACAAUUUGAGUCCGAAAAAUAGUCGGCGUGGUGGUGGUAAAAUGAGCUCAUUGGCGAUAAUCGCGAUUAUAUUGGGCGAUUUGCUUGUGCUUACUGUGGUGUGCAUUUUGUUGUACUGUUUUUUCUGUACAAGGAAGAACUUAAACGGGUCAGAGUUUCGUGAAGGUGAGAAGAUUGUGUACUCAUCGAGCCCGUAUGGCUCGUAUCAUCCAAAUACGAGUCAAACGGGCGGAUUUGAGAGAGGGAAAAUGGUGUUUUUCGAGGGCGCAAAGAGGUUUGAACUUGAGGAUUUGUUGAGAGCUUCAGCUGAGAUGUUGGGAAAAGGCGGAUUUGGGACGGCUUAUAAGGCGGUAUUAGAUGAUGGAAAUGUUGUAGCUGUUAAGAGAUUGAAAGAAUUGAAUGUUGGUGGUAAAAGGGAAUUUGAGCAACAAAUGGAAGUUUUGGGAAGACUUAGACAUCCAAAUUUGGUUGGCUUGAAAGCAUAUUACUUUGCUAGUGAUGAGAAGUUGUUGGUGUAUGAUUUCAUGAGUAAUGGCAACUUGUUUUGGCUUCUUCAUGGUAACAGAGGGCCUGGAAGAACUCCUUUAGACUGGACAACAAGGUUAAAGAUUGCAGCCGGAGCGGCUCGAGGGCUAGCCUUCAUACACAACUCAUGCAAGUCCUUGAAACUCACUCACGGCAACAUCAAAUCAACUAACAUCCUCAUUGACAAGAGUGGCAAUGCCCGUGUCUCUGACUUCGGCCUAGCCAUCUUCGCCACACCAUCUUCCAUCCCAAAAACCAACGGAUACCGAGCACCUGAAGUAGCAUUGGAUGGUCGUAAAAUAACCCAAAAAUCCGACAUCUACUCAUUCGGGGUCCUAUUACUCGAACUGCUAACAGGGAAAUGCCCCUCGGUCGUGGACAACGGUGGAGGCGUCGCUACCACCUAUGGAGGGGUCCUAGACUUGCCGAGAUGGGUGCAAUCCGUAGUGAGGGAAGAGUGGACCGCGGAGGUAUUCGAUUUGGAGUUGAUGAGGUACAAGGACAUCGAGGAAGAAAUGGUGGGGCUAUUGCAAAUUGCAAUGGCAUGUACUUCAACAUCACCAGAUCAAAGGCCUAAAGUAAAUUAUGUUGUGAAAAUGAUUGAAGAGUUGAGAGGGGUUGAAGUUUCACCUUCUCAUGACACUGCUACUGAUUCUGUUUCUGACUCUCCUGCUGUCUCUGAAGAUAAUACAUGUGGUGCAAGUCAGUAGUGUGACCCUUUAUUCUAAGUUGCGUUGACUCUUCACUUUCGAUGCUGCACCCGUGUCGAAUUCUUCAAAAAUACACUAGUCUCGGCGAAUCCGACACACACCCAUUGACAUUUUUGAAGAGUCCGAGCAACAUAGCAUUUAUUAGCUUAGCUGGUAGUAAAAGUUUUUGGCUUUUUGUUUAUUGUUCUACCACUACGUUAGGGUUCGAGAAAGGGUCGGACCACGAAGCCUGUCUAGUUUAUUACUUCAUUAUUGUGAGUUUUGUAAAUUAACCUCUCUUAGUUUUAAUCCUUUAUCUAUAUGAGAGAAUCUUAGGAGAACAUUUGCAGGAUGAAAUUAUUCUACUUUUUGUCAUUUUU